GGCGGCGUCGGCUUCAGGCGGCGUCGCUCUCCGCAGGCGUUCCGGCCGCCCCGCCGAGAGCAGCGCCAUGACGUCGGUGACGAUGGCCACCUCGGAGUGGAUCCAGUUCUUCAAGGAAGCCGGGAUCCCCCCGGGCCCCGCGGUCAACUACGCCGUGACGUUCGUGGAUAACAGGAUCCAGAAGAAUAUGCUGAUGGACCUCAAUAAGGAGAUCAUGAAUGAGCUGGGUAUCACGAUAGUUGGCGAUAUUAUUGCCAUUCUGAAGCAUGCUAAAGUGGUAUAUCGGCAGGAAAUGUGCAAAGCUGCAACAGAGUCAGUGGCCUCCAGCCAAACUGCUUUGCAAUCUGAACUCCGCAGGAAUGCUAAUACUGCUGCCACCAGGAUGAUUGCCAACAGUUUGAGCCGAGACUCUCCACCUUCCACUCCUGUUCGGAGGCCUGACAGCAAUGCCUCCAAAAUCUCCAUCACCGUGUCCAACAAAAUGGCAGGAAAAAGCACCAAAGCAGCUGUUGGCACUCCUCGGGCUGAGAAUCCCACCGUCCCAGUGAAGCGGCGCCGCGUCACAGCAGAGAUGGAAGGGAAAUACAUUGUCCACAUGCCCAAAGGAACCACUCCCAGGACUAAGAAGAUCCUGGAGCAGCAGCAGCAGGCAGCCAAAGGUUUGCAAAGAACGUCUGUGUUUGACCGGCUUGGUGCGGAGACCGCUGGAGACACAGCCAUAGGAAACAAGCCCACAGGAGUCUUCAGCCGGCUGGGCGACAUGCAGGAGGACAAAGCAGCUGACAGUGAUGACGACAGCUCUGUGCUGCAGUAUGCAGGGGUGCUGAAGAGACCCUCCCAGCCCAAGGAGAUCUGCAAAGUUGGCGUCGCCGUCAAGGCUAAAGCUACCAGCUCUGAGCCCAGGCAGGGGGCGGCUGAUGCCGUCACCAUCGCCAUCCAGCGGCGGGGGAGCAAGAGUGUGGCUGCUGCCACUCCGGCCAAGGAAGAGAUGCAGGGCUCGCCUCCUCCUGCCCCAGGCAGUGUGAGCAAGAGACUGGGCAAGCGCUCGCUGAAACUCCUCGAGGCCCAGGACAGCAGUGUGACCAGCUCCAGGAGCCGGCCGGACUCUUCCUUCCGGGUCACCAUAAACAGAACUUUAGGGAGCUCCAAGGUAAGCAGCUCCAGUCCUGCGGAGCCUCCCAGUGCUCAGAUGGACCACACGGGCACCGUCAGUGUCUUUAAGAGGCUGGGCAGGAAGACUGUGUGAGCCUGGGACCCCGCGUGGAGGGGACUUCCAGACGAGGAGAGGGCGAGCGAGUGUGCGUGUUCAUCUCUCCCUUUGUCAGCUCCCUUGGUGAUGUGAGCGGGGGGCCGCAUUCCGGAGCCGAUGCUUCUGUGAAGCUCUUGGUUGGUUCUCCCAGCACUGCGUCCAGAGUGGCUUAGGGCCACGCACUAGUUGAGGCAGCCGAAAGCCCAGUCCUGGCAGGGUGCGAGCACUUGGAAGGCCCUGGGGAGAAAGCCAGGAGUUCUGAACGCGGCUUUUGUUUUCUCUCUGCAGGUCUUUGCUCUUUCCUAGGAAGUAGUGUCCAUAAGAGAGACAGGCGGCCCCUUCCUCCUUUCCCCUUCUCUCUCUCUGUCCUGAGCUUUCAUCUGCCGGUCCUGGAACACCCGCAUUCCAGGAAGGGCAACCGGCCUCUUUUAGCGGAUGCUGGAGCUGUGCAAUUGGCAAGGCUGGGCUGGCAGCGUCCUGGGCUCCUCUCCUCUCCUGUUCUUCUCUUAAGGGUUUCGGUUUGAGAAACGCCCUCUUUCCUUCUGUGUCAGGAUUCCUGACUGACCCAGCCCCAUUUCUUUUGCUGCACUCCUGAAGGAAGCUGUUCUUGGAUUGGGGGUGCACCCCCAUCACCUCUUAAGACUUUCUUUGAGCAAACAAAAGCAGUCCCAUUUUUUUUAAAGCACACACAUGCGAUACCUGGAGGCUCUUCCCUCACACCUGCCAUGCUGAAGGCAGCUGGCAUCUCUGGCUCAGUGAGAAUAUUUCUCCCCCACUUGUGGCUCCUGCUCUCCUUCAGUCUUGGGAGGGAGGAGGGGGAAUCCUGGAUUACAGCAGGCACACACCCUCCCCUGGCUCGGGCCCUUCCCCUCCACCCCCCCAGCUGGCAGGAUUUGAGGCAGGGCAAGCACAGCUUUGGUCUUGGCCUUAGGAAAGGGCUGGGAGAGGGAGAUCUGCCAGGAAAGGGCAGCUGGCACUGAUGGGCCCCUACGAUUUACCUUCGGCCCCAGUUCUGGCUCUUACAAUCUCCUUUACAGAAGACCCGAGAAGUCGUCUGCCCCGCACAAGGUCUUGGAGGGGGGGGGGAUCUGGGCACGCAGUGUCUUCUGCCUCCUGCUGGGGGGGGGGCUUCUGGCUCCCCCCGCACAUCCCCCAGAGCCAGCGGGGCCGAAGGGGGGUGUUAGGGGGGAGCAGCGCUGCCCUCCCCCUCCCUCGUGAGCCGCCCGCAGGCACCAGGUUGCAGGCGGGGUUAGUCGGAGGCGGCUAUCGGGGCUUCGGUGUUCGAAAGCGGGCUUGUCAAUUGGAGUCGGUGUACAUCGGGAUGAUGAGAGCCUCAAGUUGUACCGGGGCCGGGCCGGCAAAGCUCCGCUCACAAUAAACGCUGUUUCGCUCGGC
Molecule: messenger RNA, 2644 nt
Organism: Thamnophis sirtalis
Lineage: Eukaryota; Metazoa; Chordata; Lepidosauria; Squamata; Natricidae
Cellular component (GO): nucleus
Source: RefSeq, a predicted model, not a curated record